Molecule: messenger RNA, 1622 nt
Organism: Eucalyptus grandis
Lineage: Eukaryota; Viridiplantae; Streptophyta; Magnoliopsida; Myrtales; Myrtaceae
Exons: 3
Coding region: 1-1602 (533 amino acids)
Source: RefSeq, a predicted model, not a curated record
AUGUCAAUCUUGAAUCCUGGGGUUCUUGUCAGGCUUGUUCAAGGCAUGAAUGAGAAGGAGAUUGCUGGCGAAGAUCGAAAAGCUGCGCUGUUACAAAUCAGGAGCAUAAUGCCUGUCUUGUCUGAAGGGGAUCUCUGGCCUAACGGGGGAUUUUACGUGAAAGUUUCUGAUGCUUCACAUGCCAUGAAUGUUUCUUUGCCUCAAGAGCAAGAUGACUUGAUUCUAUGCAACAAAUUACACCUUGGCCAAUAUGUGUAUGCUGAUAAGAUGGAGGCGUCGUAUCCUGUUCCGGUGCUCAAAGGUGUAAGGCCCAUUCCCCACAGAAAUUUGUGUGGCGGGGCUCCUAAAGAUCUUGUUCCCCUGGAAAAUCUGGAGGAAAUUUGGGCCAAUCCUGAAUCAACAAAAGAAAUAAUUGAUUAUACAGAGGACAAACCAAAGCGGUCUGCCAAUGCUUCAAGGGCCAAUGUAGCUAGGAAAAAUUGCGGAAGCGUCACAAAUAGCGUAUCAAGACAAUGUGGUGUUGGCAGGACACUAUCUGAUUCAGAUGGUUUGCUUGGGCGGGACAAAAACAGUGAUUCUGAUAGCACAAUCUCAUCAAGCUCGGAGACGACCACAAAGAGAAGAAGCUGGAAUGAAAUGGACAGUACGAGAAUAGAUGAAAUUUCAAAAUCUCGAAUUCUGAAGCACAAAUUAAAGCCCGUGUCAAUCAGCCAAGACCACUGUAGAUGUGAGGUAGUGAAACAAAGAGAUGCAGCUGUGCUUGCUGCUGUGGAGGCUCUUCAAGAGGCUUCCGCGGCUGAAAGAUUGCUGAAAUGCCUCAGUGCAUAUUCAGAACUUCAGUCGUCCAAUUCAGAGGAAGAGCAGCCACCAGUUGAUAAGUUUUUUAAGCUUCAAGAUGACAUGUCUCACAGUCGACUAGUUAUUCAGUCACUGACCAAUGCCACUCCAACAAGAGCAGCCGAAAUCGAGCCCAAUAGCGCGAAUUCCACAAGGGAAGCUUUUAAGAUUGCAUUAGAUAGGAAAAGAAAUGCAAGUUUGUGGAUUAAAGCAGCUUUGGCAUUUGAUCUAGUUCCAUUAUCUACGACCACAAGAUCGUGCCUUCCAUCUGUUGAAGCCACUAAAGCUUUCAAACUGUCUUGUGUUGAAUCUGCUGACAGUGUGCCAACAAGAAAACACAAGAACUGCGAGGUAAUGAUCGGGGCGACAUCUGAGAAUCACAAACUUGAACGGUCAAAAGGAAGUCCUUCAAGUGCAACAGCUGAUUUAGCCAAUUCCCUGCAAGAUGAAUUCAGAACAUUGUUUCUGGCAUACGUGGAGCGAUACUUAGAUGGGCUUAAGAGCCAAUUCUCCAUAGAAUCUAUAUCAAAUAGCCAGACAAUCCAUGUGAUGCUUCAGAUCAAAAGAGUGAGCGAUUGGUUGGACGUCAUGGCGAGAAAGGAGGCUAGUUAUGCAAAGAUAGGAUGCAGGGGGAGUUCUGAUUUGGAGGAUCCAGAAUUCGAGGUCUACAGUAGGGUUAGAAACAAAAUUUAUAGGAUUCUGUUAAUGCACAUUGAGAAAACUGCCCUGGCAUGGGAAAGUACGAAUACAGCUGUGGAAGCUUGAGUGCUUCGAGAAAGAAGCUG